AUGAACGAGACUGGAGCUCAGCUCUUCUCUCGUCUGGAGCCGCGUCGCUGUUUGAAGGACAUCGAGCCUCGACUGUUUCCCCAAGAUGAAGGUCCAGACUCUGGUGAGGUGGUGGAAAUCUCCGGACCAGAAGGCACAGGUAAGACGGCGCUGCUGUACCACCUUCUGAUUGGCUGCCUGCUGCCCCUCUCCGCUGGCGGUCUGGAGGUCUCUGUGGCCUUUGUAGACACAGACCACAGCCUCGACAUGAUCCGACUUGUAAGCCUCCUGGACCAGAGGCUCCACACUGCAGUGCCUCCUGCUGACCUUGAAGAGUCUCUGCUUCGGUCUUGCCUGUCACGCCUCUUCGUCCUGCACUGCUCAUCUUCCUCGCAGCUGCUGCUGACACUUCACUUCCUUGAAACAACCAUCACCACGCGGCCUGGCCUAUCACUACUGCUCAUCGACAGCAUCUCUGCAUUCUAUUGGCUGGAUCGAGCAGAGGGCGGGACCAGCUACAGCAAACGGGAAGAGAGACUGAACAAAUGCUCAGAGCUGCUGGGACGACUGCUAAGGGAUUACAAGAUUACAGUGUUCGCGACCUGCCACUCGAUCAGACACAAGAGCUCCUCCUCCUCUGCUACCUCUUCCUCCUCCCUCCUGGCUGACCACGACCGGCCCUAUCUGUGCGGGGCAUGGCAGAAGCUUGUGUCGCACCGUUUAACCUGCUCCAGGACUGACACUAUCCCCAACAUGGCCGCUGCGGAGCCCAAAAAGGACACUACUCUCUCCAACAUGGCCGCUUCCUCGUCAACAGUUCUGAAAGCCCCGGAGAGGAGACACGAGCGAACCGCAACGAAACCAAUGCCGUCUGAGGCUCAGGAGCGGGACAGAGGGCCGCCUCCUGUCACUAGGGCUGGACGCAGCGCUUCAUUGGCCAAAGCCUCCACAAGCCCUGGCCUCGAGAGACGCAGGGGACGGCCGCGUAAAGAUGGCCGCUCUGCCCCCCCCUCACCGCCACCGCCGCUCGCUAAACACAAGAAGGGACGCACUCGAAGCCGCACAAAGGGUGAAGGCGAUGACUGUGUGGAGAAGAGCCCCGCUCCCAGGACAGGAGUGGAGAAGAGCCCCGCUCCCAGGACAGGAGUGGAGAAGAGCCCCGCUCCCAGGACAGGAGUGGAGAAGAGCCCCGCUCCCAGGACAGGAGUGGAGAAAAGCCCCGCCCCAAGGACAGGAGUGGAGAAGAGCCCCGCCCCCAGGACGGACGUGAGUGAGAAGAUGGCCACACGGAGGCGCUCAACGUCCCAGAGAAAGUCUCAGAAUAAAGCCCACAGUCCAGUGUCCUCCAAGCCUUCAUCCCCCAAGCCUUCAUCCCCCAAGCCUCCAUCCCCCAAGCCUCUGUCCCCCAGGCCUUCAUCUCCAAAGCCUGCUGUCCAGACCCCUCCUCACCCCACUGCUACUCCCCCUGCCACACCUAGCCCCAUCGCCAUGGAAAUACAGGAGCAGGAAGGAAGCAUGGAGUUGAGGCCCGCCCCCAGCCCCUGCUCCAGUGUCCCAGAGACCCCACGGCCAGAUGAUGAUUUGGCCUUCCUCCUGUUCCAGCGCAGUUUGGCAGACGACCCCGGCGGCUCCCCUACAGCGAGCAUUGGGGACACAGUGAAGCGGCUAACGCGAUGUGCUUUCUGCCUGCGGGGGGAGCUGUCGUUGCUGGGACAAGGUCCUCUGGUUGUGUUUGGUCCCACUCCCGGAUACAUCCCGCUGCACGUGCUGAACUGCCGCGCCUCCCCAGAUCGUCAUAACGACUGCCACGACCAUGUGUACCGGCCCGCACCCGACCGGUGCAUCAGUCCAGAGCAGAGCGAUUCCUCUGAGUUUGUCCUACAGCUCGGCGCAAUGGGUCUUCAUCCUGAAGAACAUGAGCAGAGUCUGUUUGACCCCACAGGUCAGUGCUGUGCCCAUAUGCAGUGUGCGUCGUGGUCAGAGGGCGUGUCCAGAGGAGACGCUCAGUGUCUGCUGUUUGUGGACAAGGCUAUUGACUGUGCAUCUACACAGGUCUGUUCCUUCUGUCACCACUUGGGAGCGUCGCUGCGUUGCCGGGAGACAGGCUGUGGGCGGACUUACCACUUCCCCUGUGCCGCUGCUGCUUCCACCAAUCAGGAGUGGAGUCAGAAGGUCACAUGGUGCUCCCGACACGCCCACAAAGUCCCGGUCCAGUGUGCUCUUUGCUUUCGUGGCGGUGGGGAGUUGUUGAUGUGCUGUUGCUGUGGAGACCAUUACCACGGUGACUGCUUGGUACCACCCCUUCAGGCCACACCCCUUACCCGGGCCGGGUGGCAGUGCGCCCAGUGCCGGGUGUGCCGUGCGUGUGGAUUGCGAGAGCAGGACAGUUCUCUUCUUGUCUGUUCUCGAUGUGAUAAAGUUUAUCAUCCACACUGCCUCAGCCCUCUGCUCCUGCAGCCCCCCUCCAGUGGCUGGAACUGCAAGAGCUGCAGAGUCUGCCAGCGCUGUGGUGUGAGAUCAUCCGGGGUGUGGGCCAAUCACCCGUCUCUGUGCGAGUCAUGUGACCCAGCCCAGCCCUGUGGUCUGUGUGGACACGCCCCCGACCUUUACUCCCCACAGAACCAUGUUACCUGUAUCAGCUGCUUCAGGAGUUUGCAUACAGAGUGCAUCAUUCAGGCUGGCGAGGCGAGGUUGGGGGCUGAAGCGUAUACAUGCACCACAUGCAGGCCACGGGCGGAACUGCCAACCAGCCCCUUCACCGUCUCCACCACUCCUCCAGUAUUAUCAGACAAAGAUCCGCCCAUUUCAUCUCAUCAACCCUCUCUUCCCAGCUGUCACAAAGACUCUCCCGAAAGCCCUGAUUGGAUGGACACAACGCAGCCUCUUCCAUCGUCAUCGCAAGAACCAGAGCAAAGUCUGUGUCGAAAGUAUCUCACAGAUAGCCCAUGUCGAAAAGGUCGGCCUCCCUGUGAUAUACAGCCAUCGGGAGUUUGUGGAGCUGCACCAGAAGCUUCAGGAGUUUUUGAAGCUGAACCAGAGCCUUCAGGAGUUUGUGUAGCUGCAUCUGAGGCUUCAGGAGUUUGUGAAGCUGCAUCUGAGGCUUCAGGAGUUUGUGUAGCUGCAUCUGAGGCUUCAGGAGUUUGUGAAGCUGCAUCUGAGGCUUCAGGAGUUUGUGAAGCUGCAUCUGAGGCUUCAGGAGUUUGUAAAGCUGCAUCUGAGGCUUCAGGAGUAGGUGAAGCUGCAUCUGAGGCUUCAGGAGUUUUUAAAGCUGCAGCAGAGGCUUUGGAAAUGAAGUGGUGUCCCUCAUCGUCGCAAAAUCUGCUGGUUGAAGAAUCUCAACUCUUGAACAGCCCCCCUCCAGCUUCAGCAUGCAUUCAAGUGAACAGAAGAGGCAGUCCUUUUGACCCCGAUAUGGUAGAGUUUGAAGCUAGUCCACCCCCCUCUCCCCCCCCUCAAGACAAAUCUGCUCGUAGUCCGACGCCUCCAAGCCCUUGUGAGAAUGUAUUUGAUGAGGAAGCAAACAUUAGUCCUGUCAUGAGCCACCUAUCCUCCCUUCAACAUGAACCCAUCCCUCCUCAAUAUCCACAGCAGGUCUCACCCAUCCCUUCGCUCUCCAGAUCUAAAGCUAGCUCCUCUGUUGCGGCUAGCCUAGGUCAUUCGUCAGUUAGCACAGCCGUCGAAGCAGAUAAUGGUGCUGAUCCCAUUUCCAUCAAAACUCCAGAGGAUGGACUUCCUCUUGUUGAUGAGGGAUUGGAUCUUGAGGCUACUUCCACAUCAGAUGAUGUGGUGGAGUAUCUGACGGAGAAGGAAUUGGAGGAUCCCAUGGAGAUGGAGGAGUCAAAAGAGUUGGAGGAGCUUAAGGAGGUGGAGGAGCCUAAGAAGAUGGAGAUAGAGGAGCCUAUGGACGUGGAGGAGCCUAUGGACGUGGAGAAGCCUGAGGAGGUGGAGAAGCCUGAGGAGGUGGAGAAGCCUGAGGAGGUGGAGAAGCCUGAGGAGGUGGAGAAGCCUGAGGAGGUGGAGAAGCCUGAGGAGGUGGAGAAGCCUGAGGAGGUGGAGAAGCCUGAGGAGGUGGAGAAGCCUGAGGAGGUGGAGAAGCCUGAGGAGGUGGAGGAGCCUGAGGAGGUGGAGGAGCCUGAGGAGGUGGAGGAGCCUGAGGAGGUGGAGGAGCCUGAGGAGGUGGAGGAGCCUGAGGAGGCAGCUUUAUCCUCACAUAUCGACUUGGAAGCUGUCCACGUGGAAGAGAGGUGUGUGCUCAAAAAUCAGGAUCAUGACGAGUCUUUAGCGAGCUGUGAGGAUAGACUUGAGAGCUUACUCACAGAAGAGUUUUUUCAGAGAACUGAGGAGAGUUCACACACAGCAGAAGAGCUUUCUCAGAAAACCGAGAAGAGCUCACACACAGCAGAAGAGCUUUCUCAGAAAACCGAGAAGAGCUCACACACAGCAGAAGAGCUUUCUCAUAGAUCUGAGGAGAGCUCACACACAGCAGAAGAGCCUUCCCAGAGAACCGAGGAGUGCUCAUACACAGCAGAAGAUUUGGAAGAAAUGGGAGAAGAUAAAACAAAUAGAAACCCAGAGCAAAAUGACGAGGAGUUAGCAGAGGGGAGUGAGGAGAGUUUGGAACAUUUACCAGAGAAAAUUGACUCUCAAAGGACUGACAGAACUUCAGAGGGACUAGAUAUAGAGCUCUCUAAGAGAUCCAAGAGUUCGGGAAAUACAAUAGACAUGAAUGACUCUCAAAGCACUGACAGAACACCAGAGGUUGUUGAGACAAGUGAGGACACCACGCACGCAAAAGCAGAUUAUUCGGACGAGGCGAUGAACAUCCAAAGGACUGCUGGAACACCGGGGCAAUCUUGUGAGAAGUUUUCUGUAGAUGGAAAAGUUGAUGAGUGUAUUGAACACCUAAAGACUGAACCCGAUCAAGAGGAGCACAUCGUUCUUCAGAGGCAGGAGGGAGCAGAGGAGUCCAUAGACUUUCUACAGACAGAACAAGAGGAACUUGGUCUACACAUGACAGACCAGCUAGAGGAGGAGAAAAACCAGGGGUGUCUAGAGGAAGCUGGUCCAAGUGAAGAAAAGACCACUGCAGAAGACCUUAGCCCUCACAGUUCAGGAGGAGUGUUGUCGCCAGCUCGGCCAACCCCCCACUCUGUGUCUCCCCCACUCGCCUCACCGUCCUCUGUCUCAUCUCCUGCCCCAUCAUGGCCCUGCAGAACAUGUUCUUCAGGCGGCCCCUACUUGCGAACACAAACCCAACAACAUAUCACCCUGACCCAGGAAGAAGAACCCAGCAAUCAUGAUUCGCAGCCAAUCACGUGCCUUCAACAAGAAGAGACAGGAUCCACUGACCAACUCGAAAAGCCUCUAAACCAUAAAGUCCAAUCCUCCAAUGUGGGAGACCCAGAAGUCCAAUCCUCCAAUGUGGGAGACCCAGAAGUCCAAUCCUCUUAUGCGGCAGACCCAGAAGUCCAGUACUCCAAUGAGAGAGACCAAGGAGAGCCCAAUCAGAAAGCCAUCAGCAAGAAGGAAAAUUUGGAAAAAGCCACUGAAAACGAGUUCAGCAAUCGCGAUUUUGAAAUGACCACUCAGGAAGACAAGCUUUUAAAAGAUUCUGACAAUUCCUGUUCAACCGACCAAUCACAGAGCUUGUUUACAGUGCAGGCCUCUGGAGACGACCAGUUAAAGACUUUGGAAGAUACAGAAAUGGUGAGUGAGAAUGCAAUAGAAACCAAAGUGGUACCAAUAAUGGCCGGCGACCGGGGUGGCGACCGAGGCAACGAGUCUGACGAAAGCGGUUUAGAAGCAGAGUUUGAGAUAAUUCAAUGUGAAGAGGUCCUUAGAAUUCAAGAGGAAAUGUUGCAGCAACAGUUUGUGUGGUCCAAAGAGACUGAGGUUUGUGCUGGAGACCAGAUGAGAACUGAGACUAGUGUAGUCGACCAAUCGGAGGCCAUGGAGAAAAAUAUGGUGGAUCACCAAAAGACGCAAGAAAGGUCGUUAUUUGGUUCGGCUGUUGAGGAGACCUGUGCUGGAGACCAGAUGGAGACUGAGGUUUCUGCUGGAGACCAGAUGAGGACUGAGGUCUCUGCUGGAGACCAGAUGAGGACUGAGGUCUCUGCUGGAGACCAGAUGAGGACUGAGGUCUCUGCUGGAGACCAGAUGAGGACUGAGGUCUCUGCUGGAGACCAGAUGAGGACUGAGGUCUCUGCUGGAGACCAGAUGAGGACUGAGGUCUCUGCUGGAGACCAGAUGAGGACUGAGGUCUCUGCUGGAGACCAGAUGAGGACUGAGAUGAGUACAGAGGUCUCUGCUGGAGACCAGAUGGGAACUGAGGUCUCUGCUGGAGACCAGAUGGGAACUGAGGUCUCUGCUGGAGACCAGAUGGGAACUGAGGUCUCUGCUGGAGACCAGAUGAGUACAGAGGUCUCUGCUGGAGACCAGAUUGGAACUGAGGUCUCUGCUGGAGACCAGAUUGGAACUGAGGUCUCUGCUGGAGACCAGAUUGGAACUGAGGUCUCCGCUGGAGAUCAGAUGGGGACAGAGGCGUGUGCCGGAGACCAGAUGAGGACUGAGGUCUCUGCAGAAGGCCAUUUGAGGACUGGGGUCUCUGCUGGAGACCAGAAAGAGACUGAGGUCUCUGCCGGAGACCAGAAAGAGACUGAGCUCUCUGCCGGAGACCAGAUCGAGACUGAGGUCUCUGCCGGAGACCAGAUCGAGACUGAGGUCUCUGCCGGAGACCAGAUCGAGACUGAGGUCUCUGCCGGAGACCAGAUCGAGACUGAGGUCUCUGCCGGAGACCAGAUCGAGACUGAGGUCUCUGCCGGAGACCAGAUCGAGACUGAGGUCUCUGCCGGAGACCAGAUCGAGACUGAGGUCUCUGCCGGAGACCAGCUGGGUGCUGAGGUCUGUGCCGGAGACCAGCUGGGUGCUGAGGUCUGUGCCGGAGACCAGCUGGGUGCUGAGGUCUGUGCUGAGGUCUGUGCCGGAGACCAGCUGGGUGCUGAGGUCUGUGCCGGAGACCAGCUGGGUGCUGAGGUCUGUGCCGGAGACCAGCUGGGGGCUGAGGUCUGUGCCGGAGACCAGCUGGGUGCUGAGGAGAUCCCUGGCCUUAAGGAAGACCAUAUGGAGGCGACCAAGAGCUUGGACCGGUCUGAGGGAGGGGACAAAACAAAGAGUUUGAUCGCAGCGAAAAGGCCAGGAAACGAGCAGGAAGAGGCAGAAUUGAUUCAACAGCACAGAGAAAACGUGGAGGAAACGGUCAAUCAGUCAAGAGCGGUUUUGUUGGAAGAGGAGGUGGGGGAGAAAGCUGCAGUUGACCAGUCAGAGGCCGCGGAGAACCAGGAUGCUGAAGACAAUAUGGAGGACCCCCAGACGUGUGAGGAGUCCCGGGACCCAGAGGAGCAGUCGUACAAAGAGGGCUCAGACUCGGAACCGGAGGAUCCCGUGAGUCCGGUCUUGGACCUGGAUGCGGGUCUGGACCUGGAGGUGAUGGAGCUGAUGUCUUCUGCUCUGUCGGGCCCUGUGCUGCCAGAGCCUCGGAGGGGAAAGGGCUGCUCAGCUCUGCGUACACUGCACUCGGGCUGUCGACCCGAACAUGACCUCACAACACGCCUUAGACAUUCCCCCUUCUCUGCUGAAGCCUCCCCCGAAAACUCUCCCACCCCCCUGUCCCCGAUGACCCCUCCCUUUCGACGGUCCUCUGAGAGCCCGCCCAUGACCCUGGUCGCCCCCACUGUCAUUCCUCUCACCCCUAAGAUUGGCAUGGGCAAACCCGCCAUCACCAAGAGGAAGUUCUCCCCUGGGCGAGCACGUGCACGGCAGUGUUCUUGGUGGAGCAGCCGGAGAGCAGUCAGCCCGCCUUCCUCCUCCCAGGACUCAAACGACGGCUGGGAGAGUCCGAAACCACGGUCCCAGGACUCGCCUCUGUGGGGUGCCAAGACGGGCCGGGGCUCGGGGUUUCCAGGCCGCAGGAGGUCCAGAGGAGGAGGCAUUGGGUCGAGAGGAGGACGAGGUCGGAGCCGUCUGAAGACUCAGGACAGCCUGAGCGUUUCCCCUGGAGGUGGUUACAUGGAGUCGUUCCAGAUCAGAGAUGAGGAGGACAGCUCCAUGCACAACACUGUGGUCAUGUUCUCCACCUCGGACCACUUCACCCUCAAACAGGACAUGUGUGUGGUCUGUGGCAGCUUUGGUCAGGGGAAGGAGGGCCGUCUGUUGGCCUGUGCUCAGUGUGGACAGUGUUAUCACCCAUUUUGCGUCAAUGUGAAGGUGACCCGUGUGAUCCUGACCAAAGGGUGGCGCUGUCUGGAGUGCACUGUGUGUGAGGCAUGUGGCCAGGCCAGCGACCCGGGACGCCUGCUGCUGUGUGACGACUGUGACAUCAGCUUUCACACAUACUGCCUUGACCCACCCCUGCUCACCGUGCCCAAAGGGGCAUGGAAGUGCCGAUGGUGUGUGUGGUGUGUCCAGUGUGGAUCUGGCUCUCCUGGUCUUCACUGUGAUUGGAUGAAUAACUACAGCCUAUGUGGCCCAUGCAGUAGCCUGAGCCACUGUCCCCUGUGUCAGAGAGGGUAUUCCCAGGAAGACCUGAUUCUGCAGUGCCAGCAGUGUGACCGAUGGGUCCAUGCCCUGUGUCAUGGUCUUAUGUGUGAGGAGGAGGUGGAGGCUGCAGCUGAUGAGGGCUUUGACUGUUCGCUCUGUAAGAACCACGGCAAGACCACAUAUGCCCGCUCUGAUAGCCUGGACUCUCCGUACAUGGCCCAGAUCAUCUCCAGGUGCAGAGAGCCAGAGCUGAAGACCUACACUCAGGACGGUGUGUGUCUGACAGAGUCCGGUCUGUCGCAUCUUCAGGCUCUAGUGGAGCCGCUGACCUCACCACGCCGCUACCGCAGGAACAAGCCAAAACUGAAGUUGCGGAUAAUCAACCAGAACAGUGUUUCAGUGCUGCAGACCCCAGAGACCCCCACAGAGCCCGAGCCCCCCCGAGAUCUGGACUGUGAGAUGAAGUCCGACUCGAGUCCAGAGCGAGAUCUGAAUCUUGGAGGUUAUGGUCUCAAAGAGACUACAGAAGAGAAGAAGAGGAAGAGGAAGCCUUACAGACCUGGGAUCGGAGGCUUCAUGGUUCGCCAGCGCGGAGGUAAAGGUCCGAGCAGAAUCAAACUAUGUCGAAGCGACUCCACAGACGUGUACCCAGGACGAGACGACGACGGAGACCUGGUGGACACACCCACAGACCCCAAUAACGACAAAGUGAAAAAGAGAUACAGGAAGAAGAGGACCAAGCUUGAGGAGACCUUCCCUUCUUAUCUACAGGAGGCGUUCUUUGGCCGUGAUCUUCUGGACCGAAGCCGUCUAAUUGACAGGAGGACAGGACAGGAGGCGGCAGGUCUCAGCCAAUCAGGAACCGUAUCUACGAAAGGCUCCGUCCCCGUGCCGUUGGGCCGUGCACUCCAGAAGCCUGUGUCAGAGGAGAUGCUGGAUCUGUCUGAUGUUCUCACAGAGCCACACAUCAUGGGACCUACAGCCGUUCUCCCCUCUGGGUCUGUGGCCUCCUGCAAGACACAGCGGUCAGGACAGGAGGAGCCUCUGGACGCCAUCCUCAGCCCAGAACUGGACAAGAUGGUGACAGACGGUGCCAUCCUCAGUAAACUCUACAAGAUUCCUGAGCUUGAGGGAAAAGACGUGGAGGAGCUGUUCACUGCUGUUCUCAGUCCGAAUCACAGCCAAUCAGAGGCUUCGAGCAGCGGCAAGCCCCUCCCCCGUGCUUCAGGUGAACAGCGCCUCCCUCUGGUCAAUGGUCUCAUGAGCUCCGCCCACUUCUCAGCUCCCACGCUGCCGCUGGGCCCUCAGGCCACGCCUCACUUCAGGAUGGCUCCUCCCCCUCACUCAGGCCACACCCCUCUCCCUCCAGGCCCCACCCACGCCCUGCAGUCGUCCAAUCAAACGCAGUCUCCAGCGGAGGAGCAGGAUGUCUUGUCCACGGCUCAGAGGGGGAUGUUGAAGUGGGAGAAAGAAGAACCUCUGGGAGAACUGGCCACAGUUGCCCCAGUCCUGUAUGUCAACGUCAAGUUCCCCCAGCUGAAGGAGCAGUAUCCAGACUGGCCGUCCAGGAUGAAGCAGAUCGCCAAACAGUGGAGGAAGGCCAGCUCCCAAGACCGAGCCCCCUUUGUGCAAAAGGCUCGAGAUAAUCGAGCAGCUCAGAGGAUCCACAAAGUGCAGCUCCCUCCUGACCCACUCAAACGCCUGGUCCCGCCCCCUCCAGCAAGCUAUGAUCCCGUUGCCAUGGAGACUGAUCCGGCCUUUAGGGACCGACCCCGCGAGACCGAGCAGGAGCAGGAAUGGAAGCUGCGGCAGGGAGAGGUAAAUGAGAGAUGGGGCUCCGGGCUAAAAACACCAUCACAUAAAGAUUGUCCCUUCCAGGCGUCUGUAGCAGGAGCAGAGCCUCUGCUCAUGCGACACAAGAGCAAACAGCAGGCCAAGAUCGAAGCCACGCAGAAACUGGAGCAAGUGAAGAACGAACAGCUCAUGCAACAACGUCAGCAGCAGCUCCACAGCUCACAACGGCUCUGCGGAGGCGUGUCUCCGAUGUAUUCCCCGGACAGCCCCAUGCCAUCCAAUCAACAGCCAGCUCUGGACGAUGUCUUCCUGCGGCCCCAGAACCCGCCCCUCUCGGCCUUCUCUCCCUCCUCUCCCCAGAUGUUCUCCCCCCCCCCCUCGCGCCCCUCAUCUCCUUGGGAUCCGUACGCUAAAGUGGUGGGAACGCCACGGCCACAGCAGCAGGUUCAGAGAAGGAACUCGCUAAGCUCGCCGGCCCACGAUGCACUGGGCUCUGCUUCCCCAGACACCAAAGGAGCGGAGGGCUUCAGGAGCAUGGGGCCUCAGCAAGCACUCCGUCCAGUCAUGCUCAGUCCCUCCUCUCUGGACACCCGAGUCUCGUACCAGCGGCCAGUCUUCAAAGCGCCCAUGCCACCUCAGCACAGUGCUCGCCCCACAGAUCUGGGCUUCCCCCUUGGGCAGGACUACCCCUCGAGUCCCUUGUCUGCUCUGGGCUCGCCUCAGCGCAGCCCGUACGCCCAGGCGCCAGGGACCCCGCGGUCUGACUACACUGCCGCAGAGGGCUUCAGUCACCAGUCCCCCCACAGCUCCAGACCCUCUCCGGAGCCGUACCCCCAAACCCCGGGUACGCCGCGCUUCCCCCGCUCCCCUGUGGGUACCUCCCGGCCAUCCCCCGAGGCUUACAGCCAAGGAGCAGACAUUUUCUCUGGGCAGGGAGCAGCCGGGUCCUCCCCCCGAGCUCCAGGGCUGAGCGUUGACCCAACAGGCUACACACCGCAUCUGCAGUUGCAGCGCUCUCCGAGUCGACCUCAGCCGCCCACCCCAAAGCAUGCUGGGAUAUCGGAGGAGGGUCAGGACCCGGCACAUGACUCACUUGAGCAGAGUCACAUGGCUGUGGGCCCGCCUAACGACAAACUGCUGUCGACCAAUGAGCUUUCGGCGCUAGGAGCCGAGGUGAUGCCACAGAUGGGCGACUCGGACGACAAACUCAGACAGGUGACAGAGAUGCGACAGCGCCUGCGGCAGCUGAUCCUCCGGCAACAGCAACAGAAGAGCGCGCUGCGUCAAGAGAAGACUGGAGGCCACGCCCCCUCUGCCCCUCCCACAGCAGGGCAUUUACCUCAGACUUCCAAGCCCCCAGGCCAAGCACCCUCUGCUACAGGCCCCACCCCCCUGGCUCGCCCCUGGACACAAAAUGACCCUGACCCAUUUGGACGACCCCCGCCACCGUACCCAGGGGCGAUGAGGCCAGUAGCUCCGCCCCCUCAGAGGCUCCACCCCGAUCAGCAGCUACAGGGUUUUCCACCCAGUGAGUCAGGGUCAGUCCCCCGAGGACAUGCCCACCUUAGGUUCGGGGCUCCUCCUGGGCUCCAGGACUCCUUCAUGCGUCCUCCCCAGGGAUCCAUUCCUCCUGCUGGGCUGUCUGCCACAGAGGGUGUCCCUGCGCCCCUCCGCAGACCUUCUCCAUCAGAGUUCACUGGGAUCAGACCCAACUCUCACCAACACAUGAUGCCAGGAGUCUCGCAGCCUCGCCCAGUCUCAGUGCAGCCUCAUCUCUCGCAUGGCAUCAUGGGACAACCUCACCCCUCGCAGGGCAUUAUAGGACAGCCUCACCCCUUGCAUGGUAUCAUGGGACAGCCUCACCCCUCGCAUGGUAUCAUGGGACAGCCUCACCCCUCGCACGGCAUCAUGGGACAGCCCCACCCCUCGCACGGCAUCAUGGGACAGCCUCACCCCUCGCACAGCAUCAUGGGACAGCCGUACAUUGAACUCAGACAUCGUGCUCCAGAGCACCGCCUUCGCCUCCCGUUCCCAGAGCACGAAGCCACGCCCCCUCGCCAUCAGCUUGCCAUGGCUCCCAGCGUGGAACUGAGCGGAGAUGCCAUGGAGGAAGAGGACUCUGCUGUGAAAGACCUGGAGGAUGUCGAAGUGAAGGACCUGGUGGACCUGAACCUGAACCUCGACCCAGAAGAUGGCAAAGAGGACCUGGACCUGGCGGCUAACGACCUGCACCUGGACGACUUCCUGCUGUCGGGGAAGUUCGACCUGAUAGCGUACGCCGACCCAGAGAUGAACCUUGACAAUGCUGAACUCGACCUGGACCCUCCAGACCAGGAGCGCAAGACCACGGAUCCCAAAGACCAGGACCGCCAUAAGACCACAGAGAACUCUGGCCAAUCAGCUGCCUCAAUGCGCAUCAAGCAGGAAGUGAAAACUGAGGGGAACCUACUGAGAGCGCCCCCUGCUGGAGCUCUGAGCACAGUGCCUCUUAAGGAGAAGCCCAAGGGUUCACCUGCUCUGACCCCAGUUCCGUCAGCUCCUCAGCAUGUGUUCCAUCCUCGCGUCGCUCAGAGCACUCAGACCUCAACCCAGUCCCAGGGCCAGAGCGAGGCCCUGGACACCUCCAAACCUCGGCCUCUGCUCCUGGAGGAACAGCCCCUCCUCCUCCAGGACCUUCUGGACCAGGAGAGACAAGAGCAAGAGCAGCAGAAGCAGAUGCAGGCGCUGAUCAGGCAGAGGUCGAGCUCCGAGCAGCCCUUUUCCCCUAUGGACUUCGACUCCAUCUCGGACCCCAUCAUGAAGGCCAAGAUGGUGGCUCUGAAGGGGAUCAACCGCUUCAUGUCUCAGGGGCCUCUGGGGAUGAACCCGAUGGUGCGACUUCAGCAGCCUGCAGCUCCCAACACUGCUCAAGAUGGGGCGCCACCACCACUGACUGGAGCACAGGAUGGAGCUCUGAACCCCCCCAUGGUGCGCCCUACUCCUCCCAACUUCAGCCCAGGGUUCAGCAAUGAGGGCCAGAGGCGGCAGUAUGAGGAAUGGUUGGGGGAGACACAGCGCCUCCUUCAGAUGCAGCAGCGCCUCCUGGAGGAGCAGAUCAGCGCACACCGUAAAACCAAGAAGGCUUUGUCAGCAAAGCAGCGCACAGCAAGGAGGGCAGGACGUUCCCUCAACGAGGAGGAUGAGGCACAGCUGCGAUAUGUGACCGACCAGCAAGGGGCUGUGCAGCGGCAGCUGGAGCAGAUCCGAAAGCAACAGAAAGACCACUCUGAGCUCAUCGAGGAUUACAGAUCCAAACUCCAUCCUCGAGUCCUGCAGCCCCCCACCCCCGGGGCCCUGGUCCCCUCCACCCCUGGGGCCCUUGUCCCCCCCACCCCCAGGGCUCUGGUCCCCCCAACCCAUGGAGGCCCUCCUGCUGGACUCAUGCAGACACCACGCCCUCCUCUGGGCGCCCCUGGAGCAGCAGGGUGGGUUCCAGCCCAGGUCUCUGGGCAGGUCCCAGCUCUGGUCCCUGGGACACUAAGGAUUCCCCCUCAGAUGGCGCCCCAGCCCCCGGCACAGAGGUUCAGCUCAGGCGCCAACGGGGCAGAAACCCCCACUCCUCAUGUGAAGUUUGACGACAAUAAUCCGUUUAGUGAAGGAUUCCAGGAGCGAGAGCGGCGAGAGCGUCUGAGAGAACAGCAGGAGAGACAGAGGGUCCAGCUGAUGCAUGAGGUGGAGAGGCACCGUGCUCUGCAGCAGCGCAUGGAGCAGGAGCAGCAAGGCAUGCUGGGAGGGGUCUCGCGGCCGCCUAUCCUCCCCACCCAUACCACUGGGGACGCUCUGUCUCAGAUGCCCUUCUUCAGCUCUGAACUACCCCAAGACUUCCUCCAGUCGCCCCCCUCAACCGGGCCCAGUACAGUCCAGCCUCCACAGCCCCGAACGGGCUCUGUACCCACCACGUCAUCUGCGCCUCCUUCUUCUGCUCCUCUGGCUUUGACCUUGUCUGCUCCUUUGACAUCUUCUCCUGGUUCCUCUGAUGUCACUAUGUCUCCUUCUGGUGCUCCUACCUCAUCCACCACUGCUCCUCCGGCUAUGACAUCAUCUCCUCCCAGCGCCCCUGUCACACCCGCUCCUCCUGCUAACUCCUCCACCCUCUCCCGCCUGGGCCACGACUCCUGCUCCUCCUCCCCCUCCACACCACGUCCCACCCAGGCCGCAUUCCGUGGGGAUAGGACGCCACUCUCGUCGCACUCUGAUGACCUCACAGCUCCUCCCACACCUGCACGCUCUGACACUGCUCCUCCUACACCUGCGCGCUCCGACACGGCCCCUCCCACACCUGUGCGCUCUGACACGGCUGGCUCCACCCCCACCCGUGCGUCUGACCAAUCGGAGCUCUUCUCCCUGGCGCCGUCCACUGAGCUGGAGAGGCAGCUGUCUGUCACGGUAGCUACCCAGGACAGAGGCUUUGCUCUGGGGAAAGAGCAGCACCAAGGGCCACUGUGCGCAGUCCAGCUGGAAGUCAAGGAGGAGCGCGUGGAAGGCCUCUCCUGUUCCGGAGGAGUAAAGAUGGAACAGACUGAAAGCGGAGACGCUGGUAAAGAACUGCUGCGACAUUUACUGAAGGAGAAGUCCCCGUCUGCCACGCCUCCCUCCUCGGCUCCACCGGCGGGCGCACUCUGCUCUCCUUCAACUCCACACAGGGGCCACAUGUCUGAGGAAGAGGAGGCCUUUAUGAACACAGGGCAGCUGGACAGUCCUGGAGGAGACCUGGAUAAAAAAGCACGGUUAAAAAGACUGAACCGACCAGAGAAGGACAAACCUGUGAUUAAAUAUAAGCGAAGGAAACGAGAAGAAGAAGAGAUCCUCAACUCCAACUCUGCAGACCCCCUCCUCUCCCACCUGAGACAGCUGGCCGUGCUCCCGCUCAUGGAGCCCCUGUUCAGGGUCGACCUGUCCCUCUUUCCUCCAUUUGGAAGCUCUUCUCUAGGCUCCGACUCCCGACUCUCGGGCUCUUUUGGGAACGCAUGUUUGGAUGGGGUCACGGACUACUACUCUACACUCAUCUACAAGCAGAAUAACUUGGGUAACCCGCCCACCCCGCCGGCUUCGCUACCCCCCACCCCUCCCCCCGUACCGCGACAGAAGCUGCUGAACGGCUUCACCUCCACAGAAGAGCUGAGCCACAAGGAGCUGAGCCACAAGGAGCUGAGCCACAAGGAGCUGAGUACAGAAGUAGUGAAGGCCGUCAAGCAGAAGGGGGAGGAGCAUCUGGCUCUAAACCACACCUCCAAAACUGUGGAUGUCCCCGCCUCCCUGCCCACACCCCCCCACAACAACCAGGAGGACAUCCGGCUGCAGUUCUUGGCAGAAGCCCCCAGUCCCUCAGAGUAUGUCCCGUCCUCGUCGCCAGAGAGUGUGGCGGACACAGAGAUCAGCCGAUACCCGGAUCUGUCCUUCAUCAAACUGGAGCCACAGUCGCCCUGCUCCUCGCCCCCUCUGCCUGUUGUGCCCUCCGCCUGGGGGAAAGGCUCAGCGAUGAAACGGGAAGUGAAAUCUGAGCCAAACCUACAGGCUCCGCCCUCCUGCACUAGCACUGACCUGGUGACCCUUUCCUUGACCCUGAAUCCUGUGGCCGCUCAGAAUGUUCCUGGUGUCAUGGCGGCCGUGGCACGCUUGCUCCGUCUGCCUGUUCCUCUGAACUACCAGCUCCACAGGACAGGACCUGAGCGCAGUAACUUGGCCCUGCUGGCAGGGGUACGAGUGCCGGUGAUGCAGGGACCUGGUAUCCGGCCUCAAAGACCUCCUGCUCCUGUAAACAGCGUGCGGAUGGAGAUGAACACAGCACCACCCCCUGUUCGGCCUCAAAACUGCAGCUUCUGCCAAGUGCCUCUGGUCCGAGCGGUCAGACAGGAGGCUCAGUCUAAAACUGGGAACGCUGCGGUAUUCUGCUCCAGCUCUUGCUCCAGCCAGUUCAACCAGCGGGAGGCCAACAAGCUGACUCCUCCUCUUGUCAAACCUCUGCAUCAUUACAACAACAACAUGUCGUCCAUCGCCGUCCACACACUGAGAGCGCCGUCCACUGACUCCGCCCCCUCGCCACCACUGGCAUUCCCCAGCGCCUCCGCCAUCACCAUGGAGACAAGACGUACCGACAGCCUCAAGGUGAAGGUGAAGUUGAAACCCAGGCCCAGAGCUGUUCCUGGGGGAGAGGAGCCGCGACAGAAGAGACCCAAGAACUGUGGCUGGAGACGAUGGAGCGUCAGCGUCACACUCAGCAGGGGCCCCUGCAUUCCCCCAGAGCCCCUGUCAGAGGAGGACUUCCAGGCCUUAGGAGCGUGUUUGCGUGGAGAUCCUGUCCCCAAAGACCUGCGCCGCUGCUGCUUCUGUCUUCAACACGGAGACGGGGCGACAGACGGACCAGCCAGGCUGCUGAACUUGGACCUGGACCUGUGGGUACACCUGAACUGUGCGCUCUGGUCCUCAGAGGUGUAUGAGACUCAGGCUGGCGCUCUGAUAAAUGUGGAGCUGGCGCUGAGGCGCGGCCUCACCGUACGCUGUGCGCACUGUCACCACACCGGCGCCACCAGCGGCUGCAACCGCCUCCGCUGCACCAACACAUACCACUUCAGCUGCGCCAUCGCCGCACACUGCACCUUCUUCAAGGAUAAGACCAUGCUGUGCCACCUCCACAAACCUCGCUCUCUGGCUCUAAGCCCCUCCUCCUCUCCGUUUGACCCCGCCCCCUCUGACCCGUACGACUGUGAGCUGCGCUGCUUUGCUGUGUUUCGGCGUGUGUACGUGCAGAGGGACGAGGCGCGGCAGAUCGCUGCCAUCGUGCAGCGCGGCGAGCGCCAGCACACCUUCAGGGUUGGCUCUCUUCUGUUUCGAGCUGUGGGGAGGCUGCUGCCCGCGCAACUCGGCCGUUUCCACAGCAACACCGCCAUCUUCCCUGUAGGUUACCAUGCCAACCGCCUCUACUGGAGCAUGCGCAACCGCCACAGGAGGUGUAAGUACAUGUGUUACAUUGAGGAGAAAGACGCUCAGCCGCUGUUCAAGAUCAAAGUGGUUGAGAAAGGACACGAGGACCUGGUGCUGACCGGAGCCACUCCCAAAGCCGUGUGGGAGCAGGUCCUGGAGCCGCUGGCUGCGAUGAGAUUAUCCACAGAGAGUCUGAAGCUGUUCCCUGUUUAUCUGAAAGGAGAAGAACUGUUCGGUCUGACCACCUCAGCGGUCACCCGCAUCAUCGAGUCGCUCCCUGGUGUGGAGGCCUGUGAGCGGUACUCAUUCCGUUUUGGGAAGAACCCCCUGAUGGAGUGGCCCCUCGCCUUCAACCCGAGCGGGUCGGCGCGCUCCGAACCCAAGGCAUCUCAGGCCAAACGGCCCACGUUCCUGACCAGUGCAGCCCCCCGAUGCCAGGGCUCGGUGGGGGCCAUCGUUGGACUAGUCCCUGGGGUCCUCUCCCUGUCUCCUGGAGAUGCUGUGUCCAGCGCUCACCAGGGACGACACUCCAAGGCCUCCCAGUACCGACGCAUGACCGCCGAGUGGAAGACCAAUGUGUACCUGGCCCGCUCACGCAUCCAGGGCCUGGGUCUCUACGCUGCUCGGGACAUAGAGAAGUGCACCAUGGUGAUCGAGUACAUCGGGACCAUCAUCCGCAGUGAAGUGGCCAAUCGCAAAGAGCGCCUCUACGAAUCACAGAAUCGUGGGGUUUACAUGUUUAGAAUCGACAAUGAUUAUGUGAUCGACGCAACCAUCACCGGGGGACCGGCCAGAUACAUAAACCACUCGUGUUCCCCAAACUGCAUCACUGAAGUGGUGAGCAUCGAGAAGGAAAACAAGAUCAUCAUCAGCUCCUGCAGAAGGAUCCAGAGAGGAGAGGAGUUGAGCUAUGACUACAAGUUUGACUUUGAAGACGACCAACACAAGAUCCCUUGUCACUGCGGCGCUGUCAAUUGUCGCAAGUGGAUGAACUGA
Knipowitschia caucasica is the source of this 18264-nucleotide messenger RNA. The record is from the annotation of a GenBank genome assembly. NCBI's taxonomy places the organism in Eukaryota, Metazoa, Chordata, Actinopteri, Gobiiformes, Gobiidae.